GGGGCAGCCGCCAGCCUGCCCGCGCCGCCGGGCUCGGGGCGCACCGAGCUCAGCAAGUACGGGCUGCCCGGGCUGGCGCAGCUGCGGAGCCGCGAGUCCUACGUGCUGUGCUACGACCCGCGGAGCCGCAGCGCGCUCUGGGUCAUCGAGCAGCUCAACCGCGACACGCUCAGCGGCGCUUCCGACCGCGCCGCCUGCGACUUCCAGGAGGACGACUCGGUGCACGAGUAUCACCGCGCCACCAACGCCGACUACCGCGGCAGCGGCUUCGACCGCGGGCACCUGGCGGCCGCCGCCAACCACCGGUGGAGCCAGAAGGCCAUGCGGGACACGUUCUACCUGAGCAACAUCGCCCCGCAGAAUCCUCAUUUAAACCAAAAUGCCUGGAAUAACCUUGAGAAGUACUGCAGAAGCUUGGCAAAAAACAACAGGAAUGUCUACGUCUGCACAGGACCUCUCUUCCUGCCCAGGAUGGAGGCCGAUGGGAAGAUGUAUGUGAAAUACCAGGUGAUUGGGAAGAACAAUGUGGCUGUCCCCACCCAUUUCUUCAAGGUGCUCAUCUUGGAAAAGGAGAGUGGGGAGAUUGAGUUGCGCUCCUAUGUGAUGCCCAAUAGCCCUGUGGAUGAUAAAAUCCCUCUGGAACGGUUCCUGGUUCCCAUUGAGAGCAUUGAACGAGCCUCAGGGCUCCUCUUUGUCCCAAACAUCCUCAGGAGAACAAAUAACUUGAAAGCCAUCACAGCUGGAAAGCAGUGAGCCCUGACUAGAACAAAUCCAGGUAACCAGAAUGCCAGUCACCUGCAGAACCACAGUUCCUUGUGCAGUUGCAAAUGUGGGAAUUAAGAUUCAAACCUGUGCUUCUCUCUACCCUUCCCCUUAUGUGUAACUGAAACACAGACACACAGCAGGGCUCCAGAGUGGCCCUGCAGGAGGCUCAGGGCCUGACACUGUAGUAGCUCUCUGAAAUUUGUCCCUAAUCCUCUGCUGCCUUGGAGUUGAGGCUCAUUCAGGUACAAAGGGAAGUCACAAACUGUUGCUGUUUAGCAGGGAAGGAGGGGAGUAAUGGAGGAGAGGAGAAGUUCCUGCCUUCCUGUGGCCAAAGAACUGUACAAUUCUUUCAGAAGAUGGUUUUAGCAGUAAAGCUUUGAACACCCAUGGUAUUGGUUGUUUCUUA
Messenger RNA from Ficedula albicollis (Collared flycatcher), 1171 nucleotides. RefSeq names its product endonuclease G (gene ENDOG). Gene Ontology annotation, biological process: apoptotic DNA fragmentation. The record is from RefSeq and is a predicted model, not a curated record. Gene Ontology annotation, cellular component: mitochondrial inner membrane; nucleus. Lineage: Eukaryota; Metazoa; Chordata; Aves; Passeriformes; Muscicapidae. Gene Ontology annotation, molecular function: RNA endonuclease activity; nucleic acid binding; metal ion binding. The transcript is spliced from 3 exons. The annotation marks the transcript as partial.